AUGAGAUCCCUGAAACACCUCAAACAUCACACCAGGAACAAUGUGGAGGAGAGUGGCAGUCUGGUGCGGUGCUACCCCAAGGUGAUAGAGGGCCAGGUGGAUGCAGGAACACAGACAGACCCUGUGGUGGUACUGUCUCUAGCCCAGGCUGCUGUCCUGGGCCUCAUCUCCCAGAAUGAGAUCUUUGGAGCCACCAUCGCCCCCAACGGCUUCUACAUGGGCGAGCCCAGGGAGUAUGUCAGGACCCCUCCCCCUCCAGAGGGCAUGGAGUAUGAGUACGCUGACCAGCUGAUUGGGGCCAACGGGGACUACCUGGCUGAGCCUGCAGGGGAGUCGGAGCCCCACAGCAAUGAGAGGAGGCGCCCCGGGCCCAGAGGGAGGACAAGGAGGCCCAGGAAUGAAGGAGGAGCACCAGGGGAGCCCCCUCACAAGGUCCUCAGCAUACAGACUCGGGUCAAAGGGGAGCGGGGAGAGUCUGAAACCCCUCCGUCCUGCAUCCACAUGGUGAAAGACCCUAGCAGCCCAGGCAAGAUGGAGGAGCCAGCCACUCACAGAGGGCCUCUGAAGGAGGAGCAGAGCUGUGGUAACUGUGCUGUGUGUGUGAGAGAGACGUCCAGUCAGACCAAGACAGACGCACGGCCAGAGCAGGGGCCAGAGGAGAGGAGGGGGAGAGGAGGAGAGGGGCAAGAAGAGGAGUUAGCUGAGGAGGACGGAGUAUUGAACCUCAAGACUGGAGGAGACCGGGAAGACAGUCCCAAUCCCAUUAACCACUACUUUGAGUCCAGCGAGGUGGCCUAUGAGUCUGCUGACGUGGCCGUGGGGGACUAUGACGAGAGCAGCCAGGGCAUGCUGUGGGCUGCAGACGCUGAGGGGAUAGCCAGGCGCAUGCAGAUUGACCGGCUGGACAUCAACGUCCAGAUAGAUGAGUCCUACUGCGUGGAUGUGGGAGAGGGCCUGAAGAGAUGGAAGUGCCGCAUGUGUGAGAAGUCGUACACCUCCAAGUACAACCUGGUCACCCACAUCCUGGGCCACAACGGCAUCAAGCCCCAUGAGUGCCUGCACUGCGGCAAGCUGUUCAAGCAGCCCAGCCACCUCCAGACCCACCUGCUCACCCACCAGGGCACCCGGCCACACAAGUGCACCGUGUGUAAGAAGGCCUUUACCCAGACCAGCCACCUGAAGAGGCACAUGCUGCAGCACUCGGACAUCAAGCCUUACAGCUGCCGCUUCUGUGGGCGAGGCUUCGCCUACCCAAGCGAGCUCCGGUCCCAUGAGAACAAGCAUGAGAACGGCCACUGCCACUUGUGUUCCCAGUGUGGUAUGGAGUUCCCCACCCACGCCCAUCUGAAGCGCCACCAGACCAGCCACCAGGGCCCCACCACUUACCAGUGCACCGAGUGCAACAAGUCCUUUGCCUACCGCAGCCAGCUGCAGAACCACCUCAUGAAGCACCAGAACGUAAGGCCCUACGUCUGCCCAGAGUGUGGCAUGGAGUUUGUCCAGAUCCAUCACCUCAAGCAGCAUGCCCUCACUCAUAAGGUACUAAUACCGCAGGCCCUCACCGACCAGGGUAUGAAAGAAUUCAAAUGUGAGGUGUGUGCCCGGGAGUUCACCCUCUCUGCUAACCUCAAGAGACACAUGCUGAUCCACGCCAGCAUCAGGCCCUUCCAGUGUCACGUCUGCUUUAAGACCUUCAUUCAGAAACAGACCCUCAAAACACACAUGAUCGUCCACCUGCCUGUCAAACCUUUCAAGUGCAAGGUGUGUGGCAAAUCUUUCAACAGAAUGUACAACCUCCUGGGCCACAUGCAUCUCCACGCUGGCAGCAAGCCCUUCAAGUGUCCUUACUGCUCCAGCAAGUUCAACCUGAAGGGCAAUCUGAGCCGACACAUGAAGGUCAAACACGGCAUCCUAGACGCUUCACCAGACGGACAAGAAGCCCCCCCUGACAUAGAGAACCAGGAGGACUACGAUGAAGAGAACUUUGAAUUCAGCGAACGAGAGAACCUGGCCAGUAACAACACACCAGACAUCACUAAACUGUCUGAAUUGGAGUAUUAUAGCAGCUACGCCAAGGGUGCAGGGCGCUACAACACUGCAUGAAUCAUAAAAAAAUACCCCAUACUGAGUAGAAGUGUAAACUAAUAAAGGGAGUUAAUGCCGCUAGCAGCUGAAGGCACUGCGAUGAGCUUUUACUCUCUGUAGGGGCAUGAUUUAAAGUGGUGGAAUCUGCCCAUUCGUAUGCACUGGAAUCUCUGUUUGCUUGCUCUGACAUUCAUUGGGAGUGAGAGACAGGUCAGUUGGGAUUGUACAUUUCUCAUCGGCACCUUCUGUUUUGUAUUGAAGCGUGACUCACCUCUAGGUGCCACAACAUUGUUAUUGACAAAUGUGUUCACGUGAAAAAGGUAAUAUGUGAAAAUAAAUCAUCUAACCUCUGGGAGAGUCCUACUCAACAUACAGUACCAGUCAAAAGUUUGGACACACCUACUCAUUCAAGGGUUUUUCUUUAUUUUAACUAUUU
Coregonus clupeaformis (lake whitefish) is the source of this 2521-nucleotide messenger RNA. Its product is annotated as zinc finger protein 710. The record is from RefSeq and is a predicted model, not a curated record. Gene Ontology annotation, molecular function: RNA polymerase II cis-regulatory region sequence-specific DNA binding; DNA-binding transcription factor activity, RNA polymerase II-specific. The transcript has 5 exons. Gene Ontology annotation, biological process: regulation of transcription by RNA polymerase II. Bases 1 to 2103 code for a protein of 700 amino acids. NCBI's taxonomy places the organism in Eukaryota, Metazoa, Chordata, Actinopteri, Salmoniformes, Salmonidae.